Molecule: messenger RNA, 2041 nt
Organism: Cherax quadricarinatus
Lineage: Eukaryota; Metazoa; Arthropoda; Malacostraca; Decapoda; Parastacidae
Gene: pit
Product: probable ATP-dependent RNA helicase pitchoune
Biological process (GO): maturation of LSU-rRNA from tricistronic rRNA transcript (SSU-rRNA, 5.8S rRNA, LSU-rRNA)
Cellular component (GO): nucleolus
Molecular function (GO): ATP binding; nucleic acid binding; RNA helicase activity
Source: RefSeq, a predicted model, not a curated record
UCAGCGUACCACCACAGCAGCACAUGUCUGCUGACAUGUCUGUCUGAGGUGUUUUAUAAUAUUUAUUUAUUAACACCAUGGCGCCAACUAUUCAGAAGAAAAUAUUCAUGAGGAAGCUCAAGAACAGUCAGAAGAAUAAACUGAAAUUGUUGAAAGUUAAAGAAAAAGAGAAAGUCUCUGUUGUUUCUGAGGAAAAGUUACCUGAGGAUGAAACUGAAAGGUUGAUCCACUGUCAUCCAGUCCUCGGUAAACGACCUGCUGGAGAUGAACCUGUACCCAAAAAGAAAAAGAGGAAGAAAUUAAAGAUUGUAGAGGAAACACUGGAUGCUGGAGCUGAUAAUGAAGUCCAGCCUGAAGCACAACCCAAAGAAAUUAAGGUGGCUCUCACAGAAAACACAAAGAUGAAUGAAUCUCUUGAAGAGAAGGAAAUGGAUAAAAGCAAAACAGAAAACAAUGAUGAAGAGGAUGAAGGAGAGACUGGCUAUGAAAGUGAAGAGGGCAAAAAUGGUACUAGCACACUUGGGUUUGAUACAGCAACAAGCAGAUCAUUUGAUAGUCUUCGCAGUGUUAUCUCUGAUGAAACCAUGAAAGCCAUCGAUCAAAUGGGGUUCACAGAAAUGACAGAGAUUCAAGCCAAAGCUAUUCCAAAUUUGUUGGAAGGACGAGAUUUACGUGGAACAGCCAAAACUGGUGCCGGCAAAACCCUGGCUUUUAUUAUUCCUGUUGUAGAAUUAAUAUACAAGUUGAAGUUUAAGCCAAGAAAUGGUACUGGUGCCAUCAUUGUGUCUCCAACACGUGAACUGUCCAUGCAGACCUUCGGUGUAUUGCGAGAAGUGAUGCAGGAACACACGCAGACCUACGGGCUCAUUAUGGGAGGUGCUGAUCGCAAAAGUGAAGCACUGAAACUAGCCAAAGGAGUAAAUAUAUUAGUGGCUACUCCAGGAAGGCUUAUAGAUCACUUGCAACACACACCACAUUUUAUGUAUAAGAACUUGGUAUCUUUGGUUAUUGAUGAAGCUGAUAGAAUCUUUGACGUGGGAUUUGAGGAGGAAAUGAAGCAGAUUUUGCGAAUAUUGCCUAAAAAAAGGCAGACAAUGCUUUUUAGUGCUACAAAAGACAGUCGAACUGAUGAGCUGUCUAGACUUGCUCUGAAAACUGAGCCUAUGGAAGUGGAUGUUGAUUGUAACAAAAUCACUGCCACAGUAGAGGGUCUGGAGCAAGCUUAUUUGAUUUGUCCAGCAGACAAAAGAUUCCUGGUGUUGUACACAUUUAUUAAGAAAAACAAGAAAAAGAAAGUUAUGGUGUUCCUAAGUUCAUGCAUGGCUGUCAAGUUUUACCAUGAACUCCUAAACUACAUUGAUCUCCCGGUGAUGUGCAUACACGGCAGACAGAAGCAGGUGAAGCGGACCAACACAUUUUAUCAGUUUUGCAAUGCGGAAUCAGGCAUCCUGCUGUGCACAGAUGUGGCAGCUCGAGGUUGGGAUAUUCCUGCUGUGGACUGGAUUGUACAGUAUGAUCCUCCCGAUGAUCCCAAGGAAUAUAUUCAUCGUGUGGGAAGAACAGCUCGUGCUGGUGGUAAAGGUCACGCUUUACUGUUCCUUCAGGAGGAAGAGAUUGGGUUUGUGCGCUACCUCAAGGCUCACAAAGUUCAUGUUGAUGCAAUGGACAUUUCAUGGAAUAAAGUGGCCAACAUCCAGCUUCAGUUGGAAAAGUUGAUGUCGCAGAACUACUUCCUUCACGCCAGUGCGAAAGAGGCAUUCAAAGGCUACGUGCGGGCAUACCACUCCCACCAGCAAAAGGAUAUUUUUAAUGUUCACUCACUCGACUUGAAAAAGGUUGCAAAAUGCUUUGGUUUCCAGGUCCCUCCAUUUGUUGAUUUGGGCGUUUCACCUGGAAGACGACCAGUCAAACGCGGUGGUGGAGGUGGUUAUGGAGGAAUAAACAAGAAGCAAGUGACAAAGACCAAAAUCUUUAGGCAGUUUAAGAGCAAGAAUUAAUUGGAUAACUGAUUUUAUGAGUAACAUUAAAAAAUAAUAAUACA